Messenger RNA from Pocillopora verrucosa, 2196 nucleotides. RefSeq names its product UBX domain-containing protein 6-like. Gene Ontology annotation, molecular function: protein binding. Gene Ontology annotation, cellular component: cytoplasm. Lineage: Eukaryota; Metazoa; Cnidaria; Anthozoa; Scleractinia; Pocilloporidae. The record is from RefSeq and is a predicted model, not a curated record.
GCUGGUUAAUAAGAAGGAGGCAUCGAUGUCCUCACCGGUAGGACAGUGCAGCUGUGAAAGAAACUGAAAGUUUUCUGCAAUGUAGAAAUAAUAGGUACGAUCCUCGAAUUCUUUUAGUAUGAUCAGUGCCUGAAAACAAUGAUUUGAAUAUGAAAAAGUUUUUCGAAAAAGCCAAGUUAGAUUAUAAGUUCAAGAAAGCAGGUGAGGGCCAUACCUUAGCAGAUGACAGCAGCACAGCUUCCCGACAGCAAGCAACCACCUCUGCACCUGCAAUACGGACAACCCCAAGCUCAGAUGCACAGAGAGCUGGGCAGGCUGCUUUGGAAAGGUUUUCAGUUCAUGAAAAAAAUGCUGUAAAGAAGCCAAAGUCUGCCACAGCCUCAUGGAAACACAGUGGACAAGGAGGGACAUCUCAGAGUAACAGUGGUACAGGAGCAGCACUGAACCUGAGUCAGUUGAAAAGAGAAGUGAGACAGGAGUUGGCCUAUCAAGAAGCCUGUCAUCAAAGAGACCUUCAGAGAGAGGUUCAAUCUACUGCUGAGCCAACACAUGUAGAAUGUUCAACUGUGCAGUCUCAAGAAGGAGUGUAUUUUUCUUGCCCAGUGUGUCCAAUUACAGUUUUAAAAAGUGAACUAGAUACACAUAUGUCAGAAUGUCUCUUUAAGCAAUAUCCUGAUGAACCACUGACAACUUCAUGUUCCAUGAUACACACCCUAAACAAGGAUAAAGAAAAGGUUAAAGCCUGCAUUGACCUGAUCUGUAGAUACCUUGAUAAUAUCUGCAAGAAUCCAGAAGAGGAAAAAUAUAGAAAAGUAAAGCAAAGCAACAAAAUAUUCCAGGAACGUGUAGUACCCAUUAAAGGUGCCACUGAAUUCCUUCUUGCCUGUGGAUUUGAAGACAAAGUUCUCCCAGUAGAAGCAGAUUCAGAAGAAAAGUUUUAUGUUUUGCCAAAGGAGUGUUCUGACUGUGAACGAUUAAAUGUGUACAAAGAGAUAUUGACGUCAAGUGAAGCUUUGAAGGCAAAACUGGAUCGUUGCUUAAAGGUUUACAAGCCAAGCAGCCAAGCACGUCAUUUUGAGGUCCCCUGGGAUUUCUUUAACAAGACAGCUGAAGAGGUCAAAAGUGAACAGAUGGCAAGAACGGAGGAAGUUGAGAAAAACUCUCAGCUCAGAACUCGAGCUAUGCGUGAAGCAGAGAAACGCCCAUCCAAGACCUACCGUUUCACUUUGGUGCGGAUACGUUUGCCUGAUGGGAUCAUCCUUCAAGGAACAUUUUAUUCCAGAGAAAAACUUCAGGACGUUUUCGAGUUUGUUCGGCAGUCUCUUGUGUCCGACUGGCAGCCUUUUCUACUUUUUGAGGCUGGUAGACAGUUGAACGAUGAAAACGCUACCUUGGUCGACUUAGGCCUGGUCCCAGCUGCUUUGGUGAACUUUAAGUGGGACCCAGUUGUUAUGAAAGACAUCGCAGCGGCACAAGGCCAAGUGGACGAAAAUGUCUUCCUGAAACCCGAAGUGCUGUGCAGAGUACAGAACCUUAGCUAGAACAUUAUUUUAGAAUUACAGUGGCGGAUCUAGUGAAGAGGCCCGGGGGGCCUGGGCCUCCACUUUUUUCGGGAAAAAAAGGAAUAGCAGAAGGAAGAAAUGCCGGUAGGACAAGCAACAAAAAUCCCCCCCCCCCCCUUUGUUCAAGGUCUAGAUCCGCCACUGAAUCAUCAGUGAUUUCAUUUUAAAGCUGGAAGUUUUCAUGAAAAAAGAAAACAAAAAGAAACGAAGGUAAUAAAAAUGGUAAGGUGCCCUUCAACCUUUACUUAGAAGCCCAUAAAAGAGCCUGUUUGGAUAAAAAGAGAAUGUAUUUAAAGUGAACGAUCCGGGAAAAGGCAUCGCUAGAAAUACAAAGGGGUCCCCCUAAAUAAGAUAAAACAAGUAUUCCUUUGCUAAUAUUGACACUGUAAAUAAAUGAAGAGCGUAAAUAGAAAAUGUCUUAAAUGGCAAGAGGCCGACGAGUUGGCUGUUUACAAAGGGCAGGCGAGGAGUUGGACUUGGGACUUUGGAGGAGUUAAGUAUCUGAACCUGGGACCUCCAGAAUUGAAUAUACAGCGCGUUUAACAUCUCAGCCACCCUGUGUCCCCUCGAGUUAAGUACACUGUUCAGCAGUACAGGAUGUAGUAGAAGCGAAUAAAAGAAGUGUCAAAGAGAA